Molecule: messenger RNA, 2429 nt
Organism: Felis catus (domestic cat)
Lineage: Eukaryota; Metazoa; Chordata; Mammalia; Carnivora; Felidae
Gene: KYAT1
Product: kynurenine aminotransferase 1
Exons: 14
Coding region: 524-1900 (458 amino acids)
Biological process (GO): biosynthetic process
Cellular component (GO): mitochondrion; cytoplasm
Molecular function (GO): L-kynurenine:2-oxoglutarate transaminase activity; pyridoxal phosphate binding
Source: RefSeq, a predicted model, not a curated record
UGUGUCUGAAAGAUGGGCAGGGUGUCCGGAAGGAGGAACGAUGAGACUAGAGACCCAAGCAGAGCGGUGACCCACAUGAUCAGAGACCGCACAGGUUGGAAAUGUUCAGUCUGGCUUCUGCACGAAUCACUCCUUGCUCCUGGAGAAUGCCUUCUCAGGACCACAUCUGUGGCUUUUCCACCCUCCACUCCACACUUCACUUUUGGUGCAGCUCCAAACAGGAGGACGCCCUGAUUUUAUAAUCCAGGUGGGGGCGACAGAGGAACAGGGGAGAGUUCAUAGAAAGGAGGAAGUUCUUUACGGACACACCCACCUCCCACACAGACCCCACCCCCACCCCAUCCCCCAAAUUCCUCCCGCCUCCAGAUUGGCGGCCAAUUUGCUGUAAACAGAAAACUCUGCCCUGAGCUGUGUGUGUGGGACCCACGCCCUGGGCUCGGAGCCGUUUUCUGGCCAGAGCAUUCUCCUCCCUCUCUUCUGCCCCUGGAGGGGAAGUUGCCAGUGUCCGGAGGCUCUGGGAGGCAUGUUCAGGAAUGUGGCAGCCAUCUCUUUACAGCUGAUGGGGCCCCUCCAGAGAAAGAAGGCUGGAACUUCUGUCACUCGGUGCUUGCACCAGACUCUCACCAUGGCCAAGAGGGUGCAAGCUCGCAGGCUGGACGGGAUUGACCACAACCCAUGGGUGGAGUUUGUGAAAAUGGCCAGUGAAUGCGAUGCUGUGAAUUUGGGCCAAGGCUUCCCCGACUUCCCACCCCCAGAUUUCGCUGUGGAAGCAUUUCAGCACGCCCUCAGCAGCGACUUCAUGCUGAACCAGUACACCAGGGCAUUUGGUUACCCACCCCUGACAAAGAUCCUGGCAAGUUUCUUUGGGAAGCUGCUGGGACAGGAGAUAGACCCACUCAAGAACGUGCUGGUGACUGUGGGUGCCUAUGGGGCCCUGUUCACAGCCUUCCAGGCCCUGGUGGAAGAAGGAGACGAGGUCAUCAUCAUUGAGCCCUUUUUUGACUGUUAUGAACCCAUGACGUUGAUGGCGGGGGGUCAUCCUGUGUUUGUGACCUUGAAGCCGGACCCCACUCGGGAUGGGGAACUGGAUUCCAGCAGCAACUGGCAGCUGGACCCCACAGAGCUGGCCAGCAAGUUUACCUCUCAUACCAAAGCCCUAAUUCUCAACACACCCAACAACCCUGUGGGAAAGGUGUUCUCCAAGGCGGAACUGGAGCUGGUGGCCAGCCUGUGCCAGCAGCAUGACGUGAUCUGCAUCGCCGACGAGGUCUACCAGUGGCUGGUCUACGACGGGUACCAGCACGUCAGCAUCGCCAGUCUUCCCGGUAUGUGGGAACGCACCCUGACCAUUGGCAGCGCUGGCAAGACCUUUAGCGCCACUGGCUGGAAGGUGGGCUGGGUCCUGGGCCCGGACAGCCUCGUGAAACACCUGCGCACGGUGCACCAGAACUCUAUCUACCACUGUCCCACGCAGGGUCAGGCGGCAGUGGCCCAGAGCUUCGAGCACGAGCAGCUUCACUUUGGCCAACCCAGCAGCUACUUUGCGCGGUUCCCGCAGGCCAUGCAGCGCACCCGUGACCACAUGAUACGCAGCCUGCAGUCUGUGGGCUUGAAGCCCGUGGUCCCCCAGGGCAGCUACUUCUUCGUGGCAGACAUCUCAGACUUCAAGAGCAAGAUGCCCGACUUGCCCGGUGACGUGGACGAGCCCUACGACAGACGCUUCGUCAAGUGGAUGAUCAAAACCAAGGGUUUGGUGGCCAUCCCGGUCUCCACCUUCUACAGCGUGCCUCAUCGGAAGAUCUUUGACCACUAUAUCCGCUUCUGUUUCGUGAAGGAUGAGUCCACACUCCAGGCCAUGGAUGAGAAGCUGCAGAAAUGGAAGAAGGAGCUCAGGCCCUGACACCACCUGCUCGGCCCUGCCCCACCUGGUUCCCGCGGGCUCUGCCAGGCUCUGCCUUUGUCCGGGUUUCAGCCAUUCCCAUGUUGGGCGUAUGGAGUGGGGGGGGGGGGGGCCUUCUCUGGGACACAGGAUGUUCCCCGGGCAGAGCCCUCUUUCUUGAUCUCGGUGGAUUCGGGAGCACUUUACUACAGUGCCUAUAUUCCUGUCCUGGUGGUGAGGUGUACCUGAGCCAGGCCUCUCCCUGCUCCUCCCUGGGUGGGGUGAUACAGUCCUGGGCCCCCUCUGUAUUUUUCCCAGUCUUGUCUGAGGCUCAGUGGACAGAGUCCAACAGGGUACUGGCCUUGAGUCCCAGCCCUGCCCUGGCCCCAGCCCCGCCCUGGCCCCAGCCCUGCCCUGGCCCCAGCCUUGCACUGGCCCCAGCCCUGCCCUUUCUUUAUUUAACCUUCACUUUGGGAAGUGGUCUCUAGGCUUGAGUCCUCAAGCCGGUACCUUUCGCCCAUAAUAAAGUUUUAAGUUAUUUAGACCCUUA